UACAUGUGGGAAUAACUACAUCAUGUGGCAGUGCUUUUAUGAGAGUACAGAACUGUCUAGUCACCUGUAGAACAAGGCUGACAGUGUUGACAUCAUCAAACCUUAAUAUAAAAAUUCCUAUUUUAUUUUUAUUGUUCCUACAGCAGGAAGGUUAUGACUAUGAAUUUGUACCUGUCCUUGACUCCAAGUAUGAAUGUGCCAUCUGUCUCCUGGGUCUGAGGUCACCUGUACAGACCACAUGUGGCCACCGCUUCUGUAAAGAAUGUAUCUACAACAGUAUGAGUGAGAGUAUUAACCGCUGCCCAAUUGACAACACCCCACUCACUGAGGCAGACUUGUUUCCUGACUCUUGUGCUGAGAGAGAAAUCUUACAGUUGAAGGUCAGAUGCCCAAAUCACACACUCGGCUGCACCCGUAUAAUAGACCUUAUGUAUAUUGAGCACCACACUCAGGUGUGCUCCUUUCAGCCAGUUAUGUGCCCCAAUGAGUGUGCAGCUACUGUGCUUCAGAGAGAACUUGAGCAGCACUUGACAUGUGAGUGUGUGUUACGGGUUAAGAAAUGUGCUCUCUGUGAUGAACCUUUUACCUUCAACCAAGAGCAACUUCAUUUACUGACUUGUGUCCAAGUAAUAGUGGCCUGUGAGAUGUGUGCGACAAUGGUAGCACGCGGUGAUGUCGCUGCUCACAUGACAGAAUCCUGCCCUCAAGUGGUGGUUGCUUGCCCCUUUGCUGAACACGGGUGUCACCAGAAGAUGACCCGAGUUGAUCUUAACCAGCACAUGGCACAAGAAACACAGUUCCACCUCUUUCUGUUAUCAUCUGCAUACAAGAAAAUCAAUACAUUUGUAUCUGAGUUAAGUCGAACAGUUGGUGUGAUACAGUCCCCUUUUGGAAACUUUAGUCGGCAGCCGAGUUUAAGAAGUCAGAUGUCUGCCACAUCUCCAAUUCCUGAAAAUUACAUAAGUCCUUCUCAUCCAGAGAGGACAUUAGAAAAAUCCUUAAAUGCAUCUGGAGCUGUUGGGUCUAGUGAUAAACCACCAGUGUUUCCCUCACCACAACAUGGAGACAAGGGAGGAUCCGAUUCGGGAAUUGACGUCAACAAACUGCAGCUGCAUCUGAAUCACAUGACUCUUGGUGAAGGUGCUACCAAAGGCUCUUGCAAGUCUUCUACAUCAUUGCUCACCCAGCAAGAGAUAAUACUGAGAGACUUGUGUGAGAAAAGUGUUGACUUGAGCCAGAGUAUGUUGGAAGAAACCAUUAAACUUAGUAACUUGGCUAAGAGAAUUGAAGAAGUUGAUGCUCAUCUUGAAGCUCAGUUGGCUGAGUUAAAUGGAAAAUUUUGUAAUGGAGAGUAUGUUUGGAAAAUUAAAAACUUCUCACAUUCUUCUGCUGAUUUACAAAAUAAGCCUGCGAGAGUCUACCACAGUCCUCCAUUUUACACUUCUCGAUUUGGGUAUAAAUUUUGUUUGCGAAUCAAUAUUACUUUUAAAUCUAAUGAUUACUUUUUGGCCUUGUUUAUUCACACAAUGCAGGGUGAUAAUGAUGACUUCCUAGACUGGCCUUUCAAUGGUCAAAUAACUCUCUCUGUCCUGGACUGUGGCUCAAACUUACCCAAGAACCACAUUACAGAAACAAUGAUGAGUAAGCCAGACCGACAAGCUUUUAUGAGACCAGAGAUGUCUCGCAAUCCUAAAGGAUUUGGUUUUACAGAUUUCACAUCUCUUAACAAGAUAAUGGAGUCAGAGAAUGGAAAGUAUUUAAAGAAUGACACACUGUGUAUCCGUGCUGUGGUAUGUGCUGCAGGAAAAAACAGUAAAAAAGUUGAAUGCAGUUAGAAUUUCCAAAGAUACUUUAAUAAAAAAUGAUUGAUGUGAAACUAAAAUGAAAAACAGCCUUUUUUUUGCACAUGUACAGUACUGUAGAGGUAAAAUGGCAUAGGAUAACCUUAUGUACACUUAUAAAGACCAAGAACAGAGAUAAUCAAACUCUUUGAUGAAGAAUUUUGUUGCUCUAAUCUAACAAACACACAAUGAAAGUUUGUUUCCCUUUAUAUGCCCACAUGCAUAUAUAGUUACUAACAAGAAUAUAUUCUUGCUGUACUGAACUUGUCAGUGCCUGACAAGACUAGCUCUCACCUAGUUAUUCAAAUUAUAAUAAUAAUGGAGGACAAACAUUACUUGAGGAAGACAUUCCUGUAUACAUUUUAUGCCAUGAGAGACAAGUGUGAGGUACCCAGUACCCAUCAUUGAUAAUUUUAAAUGUGUGUUGUUGACAGUAUUCCUUUCCUUUCAUUAACAUUUUACCAAUAUUUUUUUUUAAAUAGCUUGAAAAUUAAAUUAAUUUGUUUUUGAAAUUCCUCGUUGUUAUAACUGUUGUUUAAUGUAUAAAAGAAAGGAGUAUUCACUGAUUUACUACUGUACUGUAGAUAUAUUUUUGUUAUUGCUAUUUUCCUGGUGGUAAGAAUUAUACUUUUAUAUCAUAAUUAAGCUAUACAUUUUUAUACAACCCUCUUGUGUGAUGCUUUGGUAUCACACGAGUUUAUUUUCUGGCAACUUUCAUCUGUCAACUCCUUAUCCCUGGCAGAUUAGUGAUGGUUCCAGAUAGAAUCGUAGUUCUAACCAGAUCGUUUCAUGGCACAAGUUUCCAAGUUUAAGCAAGUCAAAAGAGAAUUGGUGUUAUAUAUAUUUUGAAUGAAUAUAUUUAACAAUUGUGUAUAUUUUUAAACUGUGUCAUAUAUUUUUUCAAAGCAAAGUAGAUAAAUACUUAUAUUUAACCACUACGCCCCGAUUGACAUUCCGGAACACGCCCCUGUUUGCGCCAUUGUUUGAAUUCCUAGCUAGGGUUAUAAGGUUCCAGCAUGACUAUUUGGUAGUCACGCCACACGCAGGGUAACGUGGGUGGGCUCAGUGCGGUUAGUAUGCAUUAGCCUGUUGCCAUGGAGAGUCGUACCUCGACCCUUCACGCUAAAAGUAGUGUACACAGUCAUGCGCUGGUUAACGUCCAACCGAACAACGUCCGAUUGCAUAUACGUCCGU
Homarus americanus (American lobster) is the source of this 3035-nucleotide messenger RNA. Its product is annotated as TNF receptor-associated factor 6-like. Gene Ontology annotation, molecular function: zinc ion binding; protein binding. Gene Ontology annotation, biological process: tumor necrosis factor-mediated signaling pathway; regulation of canonical NF-kappaB signal transduction; positive regulation of JNK cascade. Bases 39 to 1835 code for a protein of 598 amino acids. The transcript is spliced from 5 exons. The record is from RefSeq and is a predicted model, not a curated record. Gene Ontology annotation, cellular component: plasma membrane signaling receptor complex. NCBI's taxonomy places the organism in Eukaryota, Metazoa, Arthropoda, Malacostraca, Decapoda, Nephropidae.